CAUCUUAAAUUCCCAGCAUCGUUAUGUUGCAGGAAGCAUGGAAGAAAACAGAGUGAUGGGUUCUUCUCCAUUUGAACUACAUUUGGUACACUUGGAUCUUAAGGGAGCUCCACCAAAGGUCUCAUACCUUGCAGAGAUCUUCCCUUUGUUUCAUGACCUGGGGGCAAAUGGAAUUCUUCUUGAGUAUGAAGAUAUGUUUCCUUAUAAUGAAGAGCUGAAGCCACUCCAAGCAAAUGAUGCCUACAGCCCCUCUGAGAUUAAAGAGAUUUUAAACCUGGCAAAAUUGCACAAGUUAGAGGCUAUCCCUCUGGUACAGACCUUUGGACACAUGGAGUUUGUCCUGAAGCACAAAGAGUUCCGCCAUCUGCGGGAAGUGGAAAUGUUUCCCAACACUGUGAACCCACAUAAAGAGGAGUCCCUGAGACUGGUCAGCAGAAUGAUAGACCAAGUGUUAGCACUGCAUGAGGAACUUCGAUGGUUUCACAUUGGUUGUGAUGAGGUUUAUUAUCUUGGUGAAGGGGAGGAGUCCAAAAAGUGGCUACAGGAAGAAGAAAAUACCAUUGAAAAGCUGUGUCUGGCCCACUUGAAAGCAGUGGCUGGCCAUGUGGUCUCAGCUCACCCUAAGGUGAAACCCAUUGUAUGGGACGACAUGCUCCGGGGGCUGAGUGAAGCAACGUUGAGAGAUUCUGGGAUAGCACAGCUUGUGGAGCUGAUGAUCUGGGACUAUGCUCCAGAUCUUGAUGUCAGCAGUAAAGCAAUUCUCAUAGAAAAGUACCAGAAGUGUAACUUUCCCAAAUUAUGGUUAGCUAGUGCUUUUAAAGGGGCCACUGGAGUAAACCAGUGCCUAACACUUAUUGGCCAUCACCUUAAAAAUCAGCAACAAUGGUUGAAAGUGGCUGAGAGUACUCCUUCUGGCAUCCUCCAAGGAAUUGCCCUGACUGGAUGGCAAAGGUAUGACCACUUCUCUGUUCUGUGUGAGCUUCUGCCUGUAGGAAUCCCAUCAUUGGCCAUAUGUCUCCGGUCACUAAAGAACGGUGGCUAUUCAGAAAAAGUGAAAGAAGAUGUGGAAAAACUUUUAGGGAUCUCCAGUCUGGAAACAGACACUUUCAUGAGUGACAUCACAGGGACUUUCCCAGGAAGUGAAAUCCUCUCACUUGUGACCCAAAUAGCUUUCUACCUCAAACCCUCAGUGGAUGAACUUCUGGAAAACAACAGAUAUGUCACAGGCUGGUUCAGCCCUUACCACAGAAAGCGAAAGAAGAUCCAUCCUAUAAUGAUUCAUCUCUUUCAGCCAGAUGCGCUAAGGCUUUUGACCAAGUGGAAUACAGUGACCCAGGAGCUUCAAACAGCCAUGAAGAAAGUCUUCUGUAUGUCUGCUGUAGAGGAAUGGAUGGAAGAGAAUAUCCAACCCAGCCUACAGAGACUUCAAGACACAGUUGAUGACCUGAACAGAGCAAUACAAGCAUUAACAUAGCA
Messenger RNA from Heteronotia binoei (common prickly gecko), 1476 nucleotides. It is a transcript of the gene HEXD, whose product is annotated as hexosaminidase D. Bases 38 to 1474 code for a protein of 478 amino acids. Gene Ontology annotation, biological process: carbohydrate metabolic process. Gene Ontology annotation, molecular function: hexosaminidase activity. NCBI's taxonomy places the organism in Eukaryota, Metazoa, Chordata, Lepidosauria, Squamata, Gekkonidae. The transcript has 13 exons. The record is from RefSeq and is a predicted model, not a curated record.